GCCCAACAUGGAGAUUGUAACACAUUUAAUCAAUGACACAAUAGAGUUCUACAAAUGGACAUUGACCAUUGCAGACAAGCGUGUGGAGAAAUGGCCUUUGAUGGACAACCCCCUGCCCACACUGGCCAUCAGCAUCUCCUACCUGCUUUUCCUGUGGCUCGGGCCAAAAUACAUGAAAAACAGAGAGCCUUUCCAGCUCCGUAAAACCCUAAUCGUCUACAACUUCAGUAUGGUCUUCCUCAACUUUUUCAUCUUCAAAGAGUUGUUUAUGGCAGCACGGGCCGCAGGAUACAGUUAUAUCUGUCAGUCAGUCAAUUACUCAGAUGAUCCUAAUGAAGUCAGGGUGGCAGCAGCCUUGUGGUGGUACUUUGUCUCUAAAGGCAUUGAAUACCUGGACACAGUGUUUUUCAUUCUGAGAAAAAAGUUCAACCAAGUGACCUUCUUGCAUGUGUAUCAUCACUGCACCAUGUUCACUCUGUGGUGGAUCGGCAUCAAAUGGGUGGCCGGAGGAGUGUGA
Periophthalmus magnuspinnatus is the source of this 517-nucleotide messenger RNA. RefSeq names its product elongation of very long chain fatty acids protein 4-like. Gene Ontology annotation, molecular function: fatty acid elongase activity. Gene Ontology annotation, cellular component: endoplasmic reticulum membrane. The record is from RefSeq and is a predicted model, not a curated record. The coding region runs from base 8 to 517 and encodes 169 amino acids. Lineage: Eukaryota; Metazoa; Chordata; Actinopteri; Gobiiformes; Gobiidae. Gene Ontology annotation, biological process: fatty acid elongation, polyunsaturated fatty acid; fatty acid elongation, monounsaturated fatty acid; very long-chain fatty acid biosynthetic process. The transcript is spliced from 4 exons.